UCGCACCACAACAACAACACAGUCACAGGUUGCCACGACUACGCCAAAAGCAAUGUGUGGUACCUGCAGAGCGGGGGAGACCUGCGUGAGCAAUGAUGGGGUCACUUGGCGGUGUGAGAGGCCAGAUCAGCCUGUUUUGCUGCACCCAGCGGUAGUGUGUGGGCGGAGCCUGGUACAGGUGGGUCUCAACAGGACUAACCUGGAGGCCGCUGGUCUGGAUGCCACCACCGCUAACCUGGCCGACCCCCGGUGUAACGCUCACGAAGAGCGUGGCGGCAUGGUAUGGUACCAGGUGGAGCGCACGGAGGGCGCCUGCGGAAACACUCUGGAGACAAACGGAUCUGAUGCCAUCUUUUCCAACAGUUUAUUCAUCUACCACAUUCACAACGUGUCCUUCAGCCGACCCGUGAGCGUGCCCUUCUCCUGUGCCUACCCUCUGGAAUCAGAGACCAGCCUGGAUGUGGCCAUCAAACCCUACCUGUCGCUGAAGGAUGUCCAAGUCGGUAAGGGCUCCAAAGUGGGCUCCAAAAUGACUCUGUACCACAGCGACAACUUCACAAAGGCUUACCCAGCGGGCCGAGUCACCUUGCCGGUGGGUUCCGUGCUGCACGUGGGUGUGUCCGUAGAGUCUGAGACGGAGCGUUUCGUGGUCGUUCUGGAGGACUGCUAUGCCACACAAUCCCCCGACCCUAAAGACAUCAUGCGAUACUACAUCAUUCAGAACAAAUGUCCGACUGAAUUCCGUCAGGUGAGGGUGGAGGAGAGCGGCUCGUCUCUCAGGGCUCGCUUCUCUGCUCUGCUGUUCCUGUACCAGGGGGACUACCGGGAUGUCUUCCUGCACUGCAGACUCAGCCUUUGUGACCAGAGGAGCUCCUCCUGCACUCCAGUGUGCGCCAAAAGGAAAUACCGCUCUGUCACCCCCUCUGUCCCCCUCGAACCCCUCACCAUCGGACCAAUCACCUGGUCCCAAAAUGAAGUUUGA
Messenger RNA from Salvelinus namaycush (lake trout), 982 nucleotides. RefSeq names its product pancreatic secretory granule membrane major glycoprotein GP2-like. The record is from RefSeq and is a predicted model, not a curated record. Gene Ontology annotation, biological process: neutrophil migration. Lineage: Eukaryota; Metazoa; Chordata; Actinopteri; Salmoniformes; Salmonidae. Bases 53 to 982 code for a protein of 309 amino acids. Gene Ontology annotation, cellular component: apical plasma membrane; cell surface. The transcript has 7 exons.